Symphalangus syndactylus (siamang) is the source of this 1198-nucleotide messenger RNA. Its product is annotated as endogenous retrovirus group K member 25 Env polyprotein-like. NCBI's taxonomy places the organism in Eukaryota, Metazoa, Chordata, Mammalia, Primates, Hylobatidae. The record is from RefSeq and is a predicted model, not a curated record.
GUCUGUGUCCUAACGCAUUAUGGCAAAUGGAUGUUACCCAUGUACCUUCAUUUGGAAAAUUAUCAUAUGUUCAUGUAACAGUUGAUACUUAUUCACAUUUCAUAUGGGCAACAUGCCAGACAGGAGAAAGUACUUCCCAUGUUAAAAAACAUUUAUUAUCUUGUUUUGCUGUGAUGGGAGUUCCAGAAAAAAUUAAAACUGACAAUGGACCAGGUUAUUGUAGUAAAGCUUUCCAAAAAUUCUUAAAUCAGUGGAAUAUUACACAUACAACAGGAAUUCCUUAUAAUUCCCAAGGACAGGCCAUAGUUGAAAGAACUAAUAGAACACUCAAAACUCAGUUAAUUAAACAAAAAAAAGGGGGAGACAGUAAGGAGUGUACCUCUCCUCAGAUGCAGCUUAAUCUAGCACUCUAUACUUUAAAUUUUUUAAACAUUUAUAGAAAUCAGACUACUACUUCUGCAGAACAACAUCUUACGGGUAAAAAGAACAGUCCACAUGAAGGAAAACUGAUUUGGUGGAAAGACAACAAAAAUAGGACAUGGGAGAUAGGGAAGGUGAUAACCUGGGGAAGAGGUUUUGCUUGUGUUUCACCAGGAGAAAAUCAGCUUCCUGUUUGGAUACCCACUAGACAUUUAAAGUUCUACAAUGAACCCAUCGGAGAUGCAAAGGAAAGCGCCUCCACGGAGACGGAAACACCGCAAUCAGGCACCAUUGACUCGCAGGAUGAAUCAAGUGGUGAUAUUAGAAAAACAGAUGAAGUCACCACGCACCAAGAAGGCGGAGCUGCCAACCUGGGCACAGUUAAAGAAGCUGACACUGUUAGCUAGAAAAAGCCUAGCUAGCACAAAGUGUGCCGGACCAGUCGAAGAAUCCUACGCCAAAAUCGAGAGAACGAACAAGCCUUCAUCGCCAUGGCACAUUUAUAUAGAGGAAAAGGGAGGGAGAAUGUUGCGGGAAGUCAGGGACCUUGAACUGAGGGACUGGCUGAAGCCACAGCAGAAAAGCAUAAAAUAUGAAGAUUUCAUGGACAUUUUAUUAGUUUUCCAAACUUUAUACUUUUGUAAUAUCUUAUGUCUUUACUUUAAUCUCUUAAUCCCAUCAUCUUCUUUGUAAGCUGAGGAGGAUAUAUGUCACCUCAGGACCCUGUGAUGAUUGCCUUAACUACACAAAUUGUAGAGGACGUGUGUUUGAACAAUAC